UAUUUAUGUUUAUUUAUUUUUCCUUUUGUACAACUAUUUGCACAUUACAACACUGUAUAUAAACAGAUGACAGUUGAAAUGUCUUUAUUAUUUUGGAACUUUUGUAAGUGUAAUGUUUACUGUAAAUUCGGUUUUGUUUAUUAUCUAUUUCACUUGCUUUGGCAAUGUAAACAUAUGUUUCCCAUGCCAAUAAAGCCCCUUGAGUUGAAAUUAAAUUGAGAUAAAGCAUGCAGUAGCCUUUUAAUGUGAUUAGUUAUGCAGUGUCAGAUACAUUCGUUUGAUUUGUGAAAUCCAAGCCUGAAAUGUGUUACAUAAUUUCUGAAAAGUGUAUGUCAUUGCUGUUACAUGUAAUAUGUAAAGUCAGCAAACUGACAUAACCCUGCAAACAACUUAAUACCAGUAGGUAGCGCCAACGGCGUCGCCGUUUUUGAGUUCUCGGUUUGCCAUCGAGUUUCUUUGGUUUGCCGGCUGCCUCUUCCUCCUAGCGAGAGCCGCAGGUUGAACACAUGAGUGUUAGCGUUUGCUAGUUUGCCAUUGUAUGCUUGCGUGAUAAAAACGCAACAAUUUAGCUAUUACACGUGUUUAAUCGUUAUAUGUGAUAUCAUCUAAGGACCAGCUACAAGAUGAGUUUACUCGCCAAAAUAGCAGAAAUUGAGGCCGAGAUGGCUCGGACUCAGAAGAACAAAGCCACAUCUAACCACUUGGGGCUGCUCAAAGCUCGCCUGGCCAAGAUGAGGAGAGAACUUAUCACACCAAAGGGAGGCAGUGGAGGAGGCACAGGGGAAGGCUUUGAUGUGGCAAAAACAGGUGAUGCCCGUAUCGGGUUUGUAGGCUUCCCCUCAGUAGGCAAGUCUACUUUACUAAGUAACCUGGCAGGGGUGUACUCAGAGGUGGCGGCCUAUGAGUUCACCACCCUCACCACAGUACCAGGAGUGAUCCGCUACAAGGGUGCCAAAAUACAGCUCCUGGAUCUUCCAGGUAUCAUCGAGGGGGCCAAAGAUGGCAAGGGCAGAGGACGACAGGUCAUCGCAGUGGCUCGAACCUGCAACCUGAUCCUCAUAGUGUUGGAUGUUCUGAAGCCUCUGGGCCACAAGAAGCUGAUUGAGCACGAGCUGGAGGGCUUCGGAAUCCGCCUCAACAAGCAGCCGCCCAACAUCGGCUUCAAGAAGAAGGACAAAGGAGGCAUCAACUUCACCGUCACAUGUCCACAGAGUGAGCUGGACGGUGACGCAGUGAAGAGCAUCCUGGCCGAGUACAAGAUCCACAACGCUGACAUCACCCUGCGCAGCGACUCCACUGCCGAUGACCUCAUCGACGUGGUGGAGGGAAACCGAAUGUACAUCCCCUGCAUUUAUGUGCUCAACAAAAUCGACCAGAUCUCCAUUGAAGAGCUGGACAUCAUCUACAAGGUACCCCACUGCGUGCCCAUCUCUGCCCAUUCCCGCUGGAACUUUGAUGACCUACUGGAGAAGAUGUGGGACUACCUGCACCUAGUGCGCAUAUACACCAAACCCAAAGGCCAGCUUCCUGACUACACAUCUCCAGUCGUUCUACCUACUGAACAUACUGCAGUGGAGGACUUCUGUCUGAAGAUUCAUAAAAGCCUCCUCAAAGAAUUAAAAUAUGCUCUGGUGUGGGGUGCUUCAGUGAAACACAACCCCCAGAAGGUGGGAAAAGACCAUGUCAUGGAAGAUGAGGAUGUAAUCCAGCUGGUGAAAAAGUAAAAGUCUCCUGACUCUCUGCAUCACAGGAAAUAGUCUGCUGCUCAUGAAACCCCCCCUCAAGCAUAUCCAUGAGAACAUCUGUCUUCGUUGUUCUCAAUUUUAUGUUGGAGUUUUCAAACUGAAAAUAAAAAUUAGAUGAAUGUCAAUGUUA
Salvelinus fontinalis (brook trout) is the source of this 1875-nucleotide messenger RNA. Its product is annotated as developmentally-regulated GTP-binding protein 1. Gene Ontology annotation, molecular function: GTPase activity; GTP binding. Gene Ontology annotation, biological process: cytoplasmic translation. The record is from RefSeq and is a predicted model, not a curated record. Lineage: Eukaryota; Metazoa; Chordata; Actinopteri; Salmoniformes; Salmonidae. The transcript is spliced from 9 exons. Gene Ontology annotation, cellular component: cytoplasm. Bases 624 to 1724 code for a protein of 366 amino acids.